Chenopodium quinoa (quinoa) is the source of this 1516-nucleotide messenger RNA. RefSeq lists its product as uncharacterized. NCBI's taxonomy places the organism in Eukaryota, Viridiplantae, Streptophyta, Magnoliopsida, Caryophyllales, Amaranthaceae. Gene Ontology annotation, molecular function: protein binding. The coding region runs from base 95 to 1216 and encodes 373 amino acids. The record is from RefSeq and is a predicted model, not a curated record. The transcript has 2 exons.
CAUAUAAAUAAAGGCAUCUAGGGCCGCAACCGCAAGUGUGGCAAAUUGGGGGUGUUAGAGUGUUAGGUAUCAAUUGAAUUGAAGAGAGGAAGCGAUGCCGGAAAAAAUGGUGGUGGAAAAGAGAGGGGAAUUGAAGAAUAAGAUGAUAGUAGGGGGCGUGGUGAUUGAACCCAGGAACCCUUUACUUAUAGCACCUCGUGAUUGUUGUGAAAUUGUUUACUAUGUUUUGGAUCUGAACACUGCGGAAGUCUCAUCACUUCCUCGUAUCGUGGUUGGUAAUGGUUGUGAGCCUCCCGUGGGUGUUGUGGGAUCUACACUUUAUGUUUUUGGGGGCGGCAAAUCGUUCUCCUCCGGUGACGGUGAUGAUUCCGCAAAAUCAAAACCCAAGAAAGGUAAGAGGAAACAGAAAGGCUUAUUCUCAUGUCAUAUGCUAGAUCUUACCAAACCUAAAGAUGGUUGGAGACUAGCCACCGCUGGGCUCGAUCAGUCACCAGCCGUAAGGGCCAAUCAGGCGUGGCCAGAAGGUAUCGUCGAAUUUGGUGGGAAGAUAUAUGUUUUUGACAACUCCGAAUCUGGUUUUAUUGGCGAGGUUUUCGAUCCUCAACAUAAUAAUUGGCGUCGCUUAAAGUCGCCUCCGUUCCCACCGCCACCGUGUGGUGAUGGGGAUCAGUUGUUUGAUUACCGCACACUAAUUCUUCCGGUUAUGGCGGAUCACAAAAGAAACAGAAUCAUAGUGUACUUCCAGUAUAUCUCAACGAUGUAUGCCUAUUAUCCAUGUGAGGAUCAAUGGCGGUGUCUGGUUGAGGACCUUAAAGGUGGAUGGCAAAGGUGGGGAGAGGCCGUGACUAUCGCAGACGAUGGGGUUAUCUAUAUUCAUAAUCCUAGAAUGAAGGCAUUCUUUAGGGCUUAUGAUACAGUCUCUAAAGAAUGGUUGAACGUAAGACUGUCCCCUGAGGCUGAGGCUAAAGCCGACUAUCGAUCUUAUCUUAUUUAUACCAGAUAUGAUACCUUAUUACAUCGGGGCAAUGGCGUGCUGUGCUUGAUCUUUUCCGCUAUUCCUUGGGACGAGAACCCCGCCUUUGAUCAUAUUGUCCAAUUCAAAGUCCAACUCGUCAACUUGAAUGCCAACUCUAAGGAGAUUCUUGUCACUCCGCUUUCUUCCCAACAUUAUAAUCUCCCCUCUCGCUGCAGUACUUUUCUCUACCUCCCUGUCUAGAUAGGUUUGUUGCAACUUGAGGGCCAAUGAACGAGCUUCAUGUCUAAGUUGGAAUUGUGAAGAGCUGCGUUGAUGUUGAAAGUCAUAUGUGUUUAUUUUAGCUGCAAUAGCGAUCGUAGCAGCAAUUGCAAUCAUGAUUUUAUUAAGGCAUGUUAUUAGUACUUAAUGUAUUCACCUUGGAUCCGACAAUGUAGACUUUUAUUAAAUUGCUACUCUCGUGUUAUUAGUCUAUGUUGUAUAUUUGGAAUUGUAGUAGCCUGGCUGGUAUGCUUAAAAAUAAGUCUUAUUUCCUUGCUGGUA